Molecule: messenger RNA, 1402 nt
Organism: Neltuma alba
Lineage: Eukaryota; Viridiplantae; Streptophyta; Magnoliopsida; Fabales; Fabaceae
Exons: 4
Coding region: 603-1073 (156 amino acids)
Source: RefSeq, a predicted model, not a curated record
UCUGUUCUAGUGCCUGCAAAUCAUAUACCAGAUACUGAUGUACAUGUUGUCCUCUCUAUUAUUCAAAAGCUCCCUGGUCGAGUGGCCCAUUUCUGCUACUCUCUCUCACACUCUCACUAUCCAACUUCUAAUGUGUUCCUUCCAUCUUCUCAAGACUCCGACAUGAUUGUACUAUUGUACCUCACCAUUCUGAAUUGCCUCGUCGUCCUCUUCCCGCCAUCAACCAUUCGACAUCAGAUGAAAUUUUUUUUUACCAACAAUCCCCCCCCCUUUUCUCUCUCUCGCUCUCUUCCCCUUUUGCUUUUCAUUCUGUAGGAGUUUUCUACAGCACCAUUUCAUAAUGCCCAUGAUGGAUGCGAUACUUAGUUGCUUUGUCUUCAUGUUUUAUAUGUAGAUGUCCAUAGGGGUUAAAAAAAUGUCAAGACGAUGUAAAGUUGUAAAAUUAAGCUGGAAACAAAGAAGGAUGGGCAAAUAUUUAGGAAUACCUUAGCUUUGUCGUCCAAUGGAUGCAUGAAGUUCUAGAAGACAUUGACUAUGAUGAAACCGUCCGGUUUUGUGAAUUUGGCAUUUAGGAAAAUAGUUGAACUCCUGAAGGUGUCGGAAUGGCAACUUCCAGAUCCAGAAAACUAUUCGUCAUGUGCUCUGUUCUAAUGGGCUCCCUUUUCGCUUACUCUGCCUCUGUUCAGCUGAACGACCCUGACUGGUACUUUUGGUUUCCACUGUAUUCCUGUGCCUGCAUCGUUAAUCUGACGAACAGCAUCAUCUCCGCCAAACUAACCAGGCAAAUUGCAAAGCUUGCCCUGUGGCUUGGGAUGUUUUUGUUUGUCAAAGUUGUGGUGGAAGAUCUGGUGAACGGAAUAUCUGGGUUUUUGUCAAUGGAUUUAAGUGAGAGAGUAGUCAGGGAGAAAACUGGAAGCCUACUUGUUAUCAUAUCCAUGAUCCUGCAGUUGCAACAAUCAUCUGCCCCAAAUGAGCCCUCAAGUUUUGUAAAUUACGGCAUGCUGCUGUUGGUGUUUUUCAGUUGCAUUCCAAGCCUGGUCUUCGUGGUAGGAAAAAGAGAAAUGAAGUUCUAGCGUUGGCAAAGACCAGUCACUUUUGGCACCGUCUGAAGAUUGUAGUUUAUCGUAGCUACUCAAGAACACAGUCAACCCACGUAUUUCAAACUAGCAAGAACCGAUCUGCCAUUUUUAAAGUCGUGCAAGUAGCUAUUCUCAGACAAUUACUCAGAUUCUCGUUUCCGGUUGUCUGUUGCCCCUUCUAGAUUUUGAAUAGGAGCAUGCAAAUGCUUUUACAGUGUGCUAUGCUCAUUUUGUAAAUCGUUAAUAGUAUUUUGUGAUGUCGGAAGCAUGUCUCAGUCCAAUGAUCAAGUCUGCUCAGUACUUUUUAAUGCAUUUCAGGGAAA